ACAGUCGGGGGAUUGAGCCGCACAGUCAGAGGUUGGGAUGGAAACCCUGUCCUUAGCGAGAAGAACCUGAGCGAGCAAAUAUAUGUGAGUGUCAGAGUGUCAAUGCGUUGACCUCUCACAGCGCUACGCCCAUUGCGCUGAAUCGAAAGUGAUACUUGGUAUUUCCUGCUUCAGUUAUAUCUGUUCGACACUGUGACAACUUUUAUGACUACUGAUUCAUAAAAGUAUACAUUAUAUUACCAGGAACGUCACUGACCACUGGUCACGUGGUGCAAACACUUACCGGCCUAUUUGAACGCUGCAGUAAACAUUGUUUACUUUGUGACGUUGCGAGUUCCUCGGGAGUAGAGCAUCAUAUAGAAGUGUGACAGUCGCUGAAUCACAGCAAGCAUACUCGAGACGCCUUCCUUGGAGCAGUAACCGACGAUGUCAGGACCAACAGGCGACGUGUCCGACUGGGCAGACAUCAAAAUGGUGAGGGCGGCGUUCCGCAGGGGGGUCAGGAAGGGCUCGGGGGGUAAGAAGCUGACAGACGCAGAAGCAAGCAGUGGCAAUCUCACCUCUCUCAAGACCGUUGUCCCCAAGGCAGCUUACGAAAAGCUGAACACGGGCGUGUAUGCAGCGGCCAAAAAGGACGCCAAGGGUAAACUGAGCAUCACGACGUUCGUCACGAAGGAUUUCUUCUGGCGGAUGGCGGGGAAGGAUGAGGACUGCGCCAAGGCGUGGUGUGUUGAGAUGGCGGAGUCCGAGCACAAGAAGCAGGAGGACGAGGCGGCAGCGGCGGCUGAGGGUCCGAAGAAGGGCAGCGACGUGACCAGUCGUUUGACCGACACCAGCAAAUACACCGGUUCCCACAAGGAGAGGUUCGACGCCGGGGGCAAGGGCAAGGGUAUAGCGGGGAGGAAGUACCUACACAAGAACGACGGCUAUGUUGGAGAGUACAAAGGAGAGGGGUCAUUUGAGAAAGGAGGGAAGAAAGACAAAGGAACGGGUAAUGCCGCUGAUGACAUCACAAAGCGUCUGACCGACACCAAGCUGUACACUGCCUCCCACAAGCAGAGGUUCGACGAGGACGGGAAAGGAAAAGGAACAACGGGUCGCAAGGAAACCGUGGAAAACACAGGCUACGUAGGCAGCUACAAGGGAGAGGGGACCUUCGACAAGAAGUAGGGCCUCUCAUCGUAGACACUUCUCAUGGUAGAUGCAGCCCUUUCUCCAUGUGGCCUCAGAGGAAGGAAGGAUUGAACAGUGCUCUCAUGUGCCAAACGUUUGGCAGCUCACCAUGAAACCACAGUUUUCUAUGCUAUUUCAACGUAGCCUAAAUAAUAGAUACAGAUUAUAGCCAUAUAUGGUCACAACACUCGUUAUUAAGUUCAUGAGUUCCUUUUAUUGGCGAAUUCAAUAUCUAUAGAAUGAGUGAUUUGUACGGAAGCUUUUUCGGGCCGUUUGUUUUUUUCGUUUUUUUCUUGAAAUUUCAAGAUACUAAGUUGAAAUUUCAAAAUACUAAGUUAAAUAUCAAGAUACUAAGUUAACAUUUCAAGUGAUAAUCUUAAAAUUUCAACUUAUUAUCUUAAAAUUUCAAGUUCAUUAUUUCAACUUAGUAUGCAUCUUGAAAUUUCAACGUAGUAUCUUAAAAAUUCAACAAACAACAUAACAACUUAAAAUUUCAAGAAAAAAAGUAAAAACCCAAAUGGCCUUGAAAGGCUUCCGUAGAAUUGUGGGUUCAUGGGGUACAUGCUGUAUUUUCAGCAUCACGUGAUACAAGAGAAGAAAUGGCUCUGAUCUGAGAGGUGCAAGUGAAUUCGUUUCGUAUUUCCGUACCUUUCUAACGUAACAUUUGAUCUAAUACACAUCUUUCUGAUCGUGUUCCUACUUAUCAAGCCAAUUCAUGUAAAUUUUAGCAUACAAUUAAUAUCACAAAAAGCUAUAGGGCUCAUGGUUAUUUGACGAACAAUUGGCGUAUAAGUGCAGCUGCACUGGUUGCAGAAGAACCACCUUAACAGCGUUUGAUAUAUCAUGUCCAAAGCACAUGGUUACUUAUGCGUAAAACAUGUUUCUUUUCAUGUUACUUGCUUGAGGUACAUUAAAUCCCCCCAAAUUAAAGAAAACCACAUUUGGACUUAUGACUGUAGUUAAUAUGUAAUGGCUGGCGGGUAUUGUAUCACACAGCCUUCAAAUUGUUGGUGUUCCUUAACUUGUUUUGAGUAGUAUAUAUUGGAAUUGGCUACAGGAAGGGUCUGAUGCCUGUUGUCUCAUUCGUAUCGUGCAUAUUGUGUUGGAAAACCAAUAUCUUUUUCCAGCUCAUGUGUAUGUAGAAAAUAUUUGAUAAUUACAAGUCUCUUUCUAGAAGGACCCCCCCCCCCCCCCCCCACCCCACCCCCCCAUCUCUUCCAUAGACCAAUUCACUUGAGGACCCAUAGAAGUGCCUGUCGAACAUUCCUUACUCUCGUUAAGAAUAUUUUCUUAAAUCAUCUCUCUUGGUCAUAACGCCUAUUUAUUUACAUGGUUAAUGAUAUACAACAUACCUCCUAUUACAUAACUAUUUUAUAAGUUAACUUAUAUUGUGCCUAAAUUAUGCGUCUUUUAUUGUCCAGUGUCAUAUGUGUAUACGUCCUUCGAUCCCUUAUACAUUAUAAGCAAUAGAUAGUGCUAGACUAUAUUGUUAUAGGUUAAUGUGCCUGUGAAACCCGUUUCAAGUUAUCUAUUGCCUAGAUAUUAUCAUCAUCAAUAUACAACGUACAACGCAUAAUGUUGUUACACAAUAUACGUAGAGAACCAAAUUUCACCUUUGUGAUCAUUUAGCAUUGUUUUAGUUUUGUUAAAUAAAACAUUAUUACUCUA
Messenger RNA from Haliotis rufescens (red abalone), 2841 nucleotides. Its product is annotated as tubulin polymerization-promoting protein family member 3-like. The transcript has 5 exons. The record is from RefSeq and is a predicted model, not a curated record. Gene Ontology annotation, cellular component: microtubule. Lineage: Eukaryota; Metazoa; Mollusca; Gastropoda; Lepetellida; Haliotidae. Gene Ontology annotation, molecular function: tubulin binding. Gene Ontology annotation, biological process: microtubule bundle formation; microtubule polymerization; positive regulation of protein polymerization. Bases 427 to 1170 code for a protein of 247 amino acids.